Molecule: messenger RNA, 1205 nt
Organism: Chinchilla lanigera (long-tailed chinchilla)
Lineage: Eukaryota; Metazoa; Chordata; Mammalia; Rodentia; Chinchillidae
Gene: Whr1
Product: serine/threonine kinase 19
Exons: 7
Coding region: 91-864 (257 amino acids)
Biological process (GO): positive regulation of Ras protein signal transduction; protein phosphorylation
Molecular function (GO): protein serine/threonine kinase activity
Source: RefSeq, a predicted model, not a curated record
GCAUACGUCACUGCCCCGCGCCGGAAGAGCAUAUGUUAUGGAGCUCUUCCCUCAACUUCUGCACCUGCCCCGGUAUCAUAACAUUCCGGGAUGAGUCGCAAGAGGCUUCGCCUGGUCCCGGAGACCUUGGGUCUGAAGAGGCGGCGGGAGCAAGGGCCUGCAGGGCCUGUGGACGUGGACCCUCUGAGGGGCGAGGCAGGGUCGGCGCGCGCGGCGGUCGCGGAGCUAGUGCGGCUGUUCCCGCGAGCCCUGUUCGAGGAUGCGCUGCCGCCCAUCGCGCUUAGGAGCCAGGUGUACAGCCUCGUGCCCGACCGGACGGCGGCCGACCGGCAGCUGAAGGAGCUGCAGGAGCAGGGCGAGAUCAGAAUCAUCCAGCUGGGCUUCGACUCGGACGCCCACGGGAUCAUCUUCACGGAGGACUACCGGACCAGAGUCCUGAAGGCCUGUGCCGGCCGGCGGUGUGCCGGGGCUGUGCAGAAGUUCUUGGCUUCAGUGCUUCCAGCCUGUGGGGACCUUAGCUUCCAGCAGGAUCAGAUGACGCAGACCUUUGGCUUCAGGGACGCGGAGAUCACGCACCUGGUGAACGCUGGUGUCCUCACCGUCCGUGAUGCGGGGAGCUGGUGGCUGGCGGUGCCCGGAGCUGGGAGAUUCAUCAAGUACUUUGUUAAAGGGCGCCAGGCUGUCCUCGGCAUGGUCCGCAAGGCCAAGUACCGGGAGCUACUCCUGUCGGAGCUUCUGGGCCGGCGGGCGCCUGCUGCCGUCCGGCUCGGCCUGGCCUACCACGUCCAUGACCUCAUUGGAGCCCAGCUGGUGGACUGCGUCUCCACCACCUCCGGAACCCUCCUCCGCCUGCCAGAGACGUGAGGGGCCGCUCGCAUCGCACCGCCCCAGAGCGGGCCGGGCAGCAGUGCCGCCUGACAGUGGCCGCUGGCGGCGUCUGGGAAGGCUGGGAGCCGGCCCAAGUGCGGGGCUCGAGUGGGUGCAGAGGGCCGGGUGGGGCCGCCAUGAGCCUGGUUCCACCCCAGGCGGGCUCAGCAGGCUGCUGCGCUCCGUGGGUGUGGAACCGAGAAGGGCCAGGGCUCGGCCGCCCCGUCAGGGAAGAAGGUGCUGUCGGCGCUGUCUGGGACUGGGCGGCGGGGAAGGAGCCGGAGCCCUCUGCCCUCCGUGUUGAACCAGCAUCGCCAAAUAAAGUACUGUGCCUGUGA